This is a messenger RNA of Neospora caninum, 1218 nucleotides long. RefSeq names its product Adenylosuccinate lyase, related. Gene Ontology annotation, molecular function: N6-(1,2-dicarboxyethyl)AMP AMP-lyase (fumarate-forming) activity. NCBI's taxonomy places the organism in Eukaryota, Apicomplexa, Conoidasida, Eucoccidiorida, Sarcocystidae. The transcript is spliced from 8 exons. Gene Ontology annotation, biological process: IMP biosynthetic process. The record is from RefSeq and is a predicted model, not a curated record. The coding region runs from base 1 to 1218 and encodes 405 amino acids.
AUGGGGCGCUUCUCGAUGGAAGACGCCCUCAAAGUGAAGGAGGUGGAGAAGAAGACCAACCACGACUUGAAAGCGGUUGAGUACGUCCUGAAGGAGAAACUCGAGUCGACGGAAGUGACCGCCGAUCUCUCCGCCUUCACACACUUUGGCUGCACGAGUGAAGACGUGAACAAUCUCGCCUUCGCUAUCUGUUUCAAAGAGGCUGUCGAGAGGCAACUCCUCCCGGCCAUGGAGAGUCUCGCAGAGGCGCUACACGCACGAGCCGUGGAGUGCGCCGACGUUCCGCUGCUCUCGCUCACGCAUGGCCAACCUGCGACGCCCACGACGUUCGGCAAGGAGAUCGCGAACUUCGAAUGGCGAGUGCGCAACGCGCUCAAAAGAGUCCGAGAGGUGGAUUUCCGAGGCAAGUACAAUGGAGCUGUGGGGAACUUCAACGCCCUCGUUGUCGCCGACGCACGCGUCGCCUGGCCUGUCGUGGCGCGCGAUUUCGUCGAGAGUAUGGGACUCGUGUACCAACCAUACAGCACGCAGAUUGAGCAGCACGACUGGCUCGCGGAGCUUUGCGACGCCUUCGCGCGCUUCAACUCGAUCCUCCUCGAUUUUGAUCGCGACAUGUGGCUGUACAUCUCGAGAGACUUGCUGAAGCUGCGCGUCGUCGCCGGCGAGGUCGGGAGCUCGACGAUGCCCCACAAGGUGAAUCCGAUUGACUUCGAGAACUCGGAGGGAAACCUGGAACUCGCGAACGCGCUGCUUCGCUUCUUCAGCACGAAGCUCCCGGUCUCGCGAAUGCAGAGAGAUUUGUCGGACUCGACCGUUUUGCGAAAUGUCGGAGUCGCGUUUGGACACUGCCUGGUUGCGUACGAAUCCACAAAGAAGGGACUCGGCCGAGUCGACGUGAAUCGUGCAGCAAUGCUGAGAGAGCUCGAGAACCACUGGGCAGUCCUCGGCGAGCCGAUGCAAACCGUGUUGAGGAAGAGGGGAGUGAGGAACGCGUACGAGAAGUUGAAGAGCGCGACUCGGGGACAAGCAAUCGACAAAGAACGCAUGCAAGACAUCGUGGAAGCGUGCGGCGCAGAUCUCCUUCCUGAAGAUGUCGACGCCUUGCGCUCUCUCACUCCCGCAACCUACACGGGGUUGGCGGCGGAACUCGCGAGGACGGUCGUCGACGCAGUGAAGGAAGAGAGCUCAAAAAAAAGGCAAAAGACAGAGACUCUCUAG